Colossoma macropomum (tambaqui) is the source of this 1311-nucleotide messenger RNA. RefSeq names its product scratch family zinc finger 1a (gene scrt1a). Gene Ontology annotation, molecular function: RNA polymerase II cis-regulatory region sequence-specific DNA binding; DNA-binding transcription factor activity, RNA polymerase II-specific. The transcript has 2 exons. The coding region runs from base 467 to 1306 and encodes 279 amino acids. Gene Ontology annotation, biological process: regulation of DNA-templated transcription. NCBI's taxonomy places the organism in Eukaryota, Metazoa, Chordata, Actinopteri, Characiformes, Serrasalmidae. The record is from RefSeq and is a predicted model, not a curated record.
AGAGAAGGGAGCGAACUCGCUGACACAGACAGAGCUGGUUCAAGCGCGGGGGGGGGAGGAGGCAGAAAACAUAACCGAGUUAAACCGAGUCAAAACUUGAGCGAACGCGACGAGAAGAGCCCCUCCAGACGCGCUGCUCCGCCGGAGAGAGGAAGGGAGCUGUCCGGUGCUGAAUACAUGCGCCUGCCGUCUGAGGGGAGCUGUCCAGUGCUGAACUUGCAUUUCUGCUCAGAGAAACGCGGCGUCGCGCAGCAGCAGCAGCAGAAGAAGAAGCUGAAUAAGGACUGCGAGGCUUCGCCUUCGCCCUGUGCUGGCAUCUGAGCCGUGCCAAAAAAAGGAAAAGAAAGGUGCUGCUUUGCCUCAGCAGUGCAUGAGGAGCGAGAGAGCGGACCGCGGCGGACGGGUGUUGUUGGGGUUUGGGGGUCUUUUUCUUUAUUUUUUCUUUUCUUUUUUUUCUUCCUGAAACAUGCCAAGGUCUUUCCUGGUCAAAAAGGUUAAGCUCGAUGAUUUUUCAUCCGCCGAUCUCGAGAGCUCCUAUGGCAGAUCCAGAGCUGACCUCAGCCUUCGCUUUCACGAGAAAGGCUACAUCGGCGACUACAUAACCCCGUCUGUGUACGAUGGGGAGAGUGACCAUGGCCUCAAAGUGCCCUCUCCGGGCCCCAUCUACGAGCGGAUACACGGAGACUACGGCGCGCCGGACUCGGACCAGCCGGACAGCCCGCGCUCCGAGGUGUCGUCCGGCUACAUCAACGGCGACAACGCCGUGAGCGAGGGCUACGCAGUGGACUCCUUCUUCAUCACGGACGGGCGCUCGCGCCGGAAGGCGGUGGCCGGCGCGCGCACCCUGCAGCGGCACACGUGCAACGAGUGCGGCAAGACGUACGCCACGUCGUCCAACUUGAGCCGCCACAAGCAGACGCACCGCAGCUUGGACAGCAAGAUGGCCAAGAAGUGCCCCACGUGCGGCAAGGUGUACGUGUCCAUGCCGGCCAUGGCCAUGCACCUGCUGACGCACGACCUCAAGCACAAGUGCGACGUGUGCGGCAAGGCGUUCAGCCGGCCGUGGCUGCUGCAGGGACACAUGCGCUCGCACACGGGCGAGAAGCCGUUCGGGUGCGCGCACUGCGGCAAGGCCUUCGCCGACCGCUCCAACUUGCGCGCGCACAUGCAGACGCACUCGGCCUUCAAGCACUACAAGUGCAAGCGCUGCAACAAGACGUUCGCGCUCAAGUCCUACCUGAACAAGCACUACGAGUCCGCGUGCUUCAAGGGCGCGUUCGCGCCGCUCGGUGCGCUCGAGGCGUGAUGGCG